Messenger RNA from Trichoderma aggressivum f. europaeum, 1785 nucleotides. Its product is annotated as CAZyme family GH71. Gene Ontology annotation, molecular function: glucan endo-1,3-alpha-glucosidase activity. Bases 1 to 1785 code for a protein of 594 amino acids. The transcript is spliced from 4 exons. Lineage: Eukaryota; Fungi; Ascomycota; Sordariomycetes; Hypocreales; Hypocreaceae. The record is from RefSeq and is a predicted model, not a curated record.
AUGUUGUCGAUUGCUGGCACCCUCCGCCAACUCGGCCUCGGCGCCCUUGCUGCUGCCGCAGCUCUGUCUUCUCUCAGCAGUGCCGCCGCUGUUUCCACCUCCAACCUCCAGGUCCGAUCUCUGGAGGAGCGUGCUGCUGCCGGUAACCGCCUGGUCUUUUGCCACUUCAUGAUUGGCAUUGUCGGUGACCGUGGAAGCGCUUCCGACUAUGACAGCGACAUGCAGCGGGCCAAGGCUGCCGGUAUCGACGCCUUUGCCCUCAAUAUCGGCACUGACGACUACACCGUCACCCAGCUCAACUACGCCUACCAGUCUGCCGCCAACAACGGCAUGAAGGUCUUCAUCUCCUUCGACUUCAACUGGUACCACCCCGGCAGCGAUGCUACCCGUGUUGGUCAGUUGAUUGCGCAGUACGCCAACCAACCCGCCCAGCUCCAAGUCAGCGGUCGUGUUUUCGCUUCUUCCUUUGCCGGCGAUGGCCUCGACGUCAACGCCGUCCGCUCUGCUGCUGGCACCAACGUCUUCUUCGUCCCCAACUUCCACCCCGGCCAGUCUUCCAACGCCAACAUCGACGGUGCCUUCAACUGGAUGGGCUGGGACAGUAACGGUAACAACAAGGCCCCCACUCCCGGUGCCAACGUGACUGUUGCUCAGGGUGAUGCCACCUACCAGAGCUGGCUCGGCGGCAAGACAUAUCUUGCUCCCAUCUCUCCCUGGUUCUCCACUCACUACGGCCCCGAGGUCACCUACAGCAAGAACUUUGUCUUCCCUGGUGGCGCCCUCCUGUUCAACCGAUGGCAGCAAGUCAUCCAGCAGGGUUUCCCCAUGGUUGAGAUCAUCACCUGGAACGACUACGGUGAGUCUCACUACGUUGGACCCCUGAGCUCCAAGCACGGAGACGACGGCAACUCCAAGUGGACCAACGACAUGCCCCACGACGGCUUCCUCGACCUGUCCACUCCCUUCAUUGCCGCCUACAAGGCCGGAGACACCAAUGUCGCCAACCACAUCCAGGACGAAAAGGUUGUCUACUGGUACCGCCGUAACCUCAAGACCCUCAACUGCGACGCCACCGACACCACCGCCGGCCGAAGCGCCAACAACGACAGCGGCAACUACUUUGAGGGUCUCCCCAACGGCUACCAGACCAUGGACGACAAUGUCUACGUUGUCACUCUGCUCAAGUCUCCCGCUACCUUGAGCGUCACCUCUGGUGGCAACUCCCAGUCCUUCAACGCCCCUGCCGGUGCCAACAUCUUCACUGUCCCCGCCGGCCUCGGCAAGCAGAGCUUCGUUGUCAACCGCAGCGGCCAGAACAUCCUGUCUGGAACCUCUCUGAUGGACAUCACCAACGUCUGCGCCUGCGGUAUCUACAACUUCAACCCCUUCGUCGGUACGCUCCCUGCUGGACCCUCCGACCCUCUCAGCGGUGAUGGCCUCACUUCCCUGACCAGUGGUCUCCGUGUCACCACCUGCCAGCCCCGUCCUUCUCUGGGCACCAACCCUUCAGGCCCAGCCAGCCCUCCCGCCAACCCCACCAGCAACAACCCUCCUCCCGCUUCUCGCACCAGCAGCGCCCCUACUUCUGAUCCCACCAACUCUUCGGAUACUGCCCCGUCGGACCUUGCACUUGCACAAGCUUCGGACCCGCCGGAACUCCUCCAUCAGGCGACGGCCGUGAUGGCUGCCCUCUCGCAGGAGAGUCCGACCAAUAUAAGGGAUUGUGCUCAUUCACUUGUUCAAAGGGGCGAAUAUUGUCCCGAGGGAGCUUGCCAGUACUGCUAG